AUUACUAUAAAUAUCGCGUUCGAGCUUAUCAACAAAUUAUCGAUAUUUGUGUUAUUGGUUCAUCACAAUAUUUCUAGAAUUUCCAAGAAAAAAAGCUGAAUAAAACAAAAAAUAGCAAAUCAGCCAAAAUGGUCGACUACAGCAAAUGGAAAAAUAUUGAAAUUUCGGAUGAUGAGGAUGAAGUACACCCAAACAUUGAUACGCCUUCUCUGUUUCGCUGGCGGCACCAGGCGCGAGUUGAACGCAUGGCCGAAUCAGAAAAGGAAAAGGAGGACAUCAAGACGAAGCGCCAGAGUUUCCAAGCUCGUUUGAUGGACGUCAAAGAGCGUAUAAGCAAAAAAGAGGGCGACGAAGAAGCGCUUAAGAAAGAAUUGGAAAAGAUUGAAAACGAGGGCAAAGAGCUCGAUCGACAGGAGAAUGAAAUGAUCAAGAAGGAAAAGAAGACGCCAUGGAAUGUAGACACAAUCAGCAAACCGGGAUUCGAAAAGACUGUUAUCAACAAGAAGGCAGGCCGCAAACCAGAAGAAAAUCUGACCGAAGAGGAGCGUGAACAGCACUUGAAACAGUUCGUCAAGGAUAACGAGAAGCUAUGCAAGGAAUACGGCAUGCUGCGCAAGUAUGACGACUCCAAGCGAUUUCUACAGAAGAACUUGCAUUUAGUCUGUGAAGAGACCGCCAAUUAUUUGGUGAUUUGGUCCAUCAAUUUGGAGAUGGAAGAGAAGCACGACUUGAUGGCUCAUGUGGCCCAUCAAUGCAUUUGUAUGCAGUAUAUGCUGGAGCUGGCCAAGCAGCUCGAUGUCGAUCCUCGCGCCUGCGUCAGUUCAUUCUUCCAGAAAAUUGAGCAUUGCGGCGUUGAAUAUCGCCAGCAGUUCGAGAGUGAAAUUGAAGGCUUCAAGGGACGCAUUCAGAAGCGAGCACAAGAGAAGAUACAGGAAGCCAUGGCACAAGCCGAGGAGGAGGAGAGACAGGAGAAUAUGGGACCCGGUGGCUUACAUCCCGCUGAUGUGUUUGAAACCCUGCCAGAUGAACUUAAGGCUUGCUUUGAGUCCCGUGACAUUGAGCUGCUGCAAAAGACCAUUGCCAAAAUGCCAGUGGAUCAAGCCAAGUAUCAUAUGAAACGCUGCGUAGACUCUGGUCUCUGGGUGCCAAAUGAAGGCGAGAAUCCCUUGGACACAGAUGAGACAGAGGCAAAGGGCGAUGAUGCUGAUAAACCGGAAGAAACUACCUCAGAGAGUCCCAAAAAAGGUGAAUCCUCAAAGGAGGAGCCCAUUUAUGCUGGCGUUAGCACUGAAGACGUUGAUUGAUUGUUCGCUGAUUGAAUGCAAAUUAAAUGAUAUGCUUAAACUAUAAGUUUUACUUUAACUAUAUAUUCAUCCGUUGACAAUUGUAUCCAGCCAUCAUCCAAGCAUUUCGCAUUUCAUAGUUCAGUUCAGUUUGUAUAUAAUUUGUGUCAACUUAACCAAAUUCUCAGUACACUGAGCUUGAAAUUACAAUAAAAAUCAAGCUAUCAACGUA
Molecule: messenger RNA, 1515 nt
Organism: Drosophila innubila
Lineage: Eukaryota; Metazoa; Arthropoda; Insecta; Diptera; Drosophilidae
Gene: Cdc37
Product: hsp90 co-chaperone Cdc37
Exons: 4
Coding region: 129-1304 (391 amino acids)
Biological process (GO): protein stabilization; protein folding
Cellular component (GO): cytoplasm
Molecular function (GO): protein kinase binding; protein-folding chaperone binding; heat shock protein binding
Source: RefSeq, a predicted model, not a curated record